CAGGAACCAUCUUGUCCGUUAGUAUAACUGAUCCAACGCCUCAAACUCCUUGUCUGAGGAGACGCUAGGCCCCCUUAACGACAGAGCCACCUACCCGUUCCUUCUCUCUCUUUAGCACGGAUCGGUAACCGUUAAAAAGCACAGCCCUUUCUUUUAGCUUUAGCUGACCUUCCUGUCUCCCAGGUUUUAUUAAUCCUGCUGUAUAUCCCUUACCAUGGCGGCGAGUGCGAAACGAAAACAAGAGGAGAAACACCUGAAGAUGCUGAGAGAAAUGACGAGUUUGCCUCCCAACAGAAAGUGCUUUGACUGCGACCAGCGCGGCCCAACAUAUGCCAACAUGACUGUGGGCUCCUUCGUAUGUACCUCCUGCUCUGGCAUUCUACGAGGACUGAAUCCCCCCCACAGAGUCAAGUCCAUCUCCAUGACAACCUUCACGCAACAGGAAAUCGAGUUUCUACAAAAACAUGGCAAUGAGGUAUGUAAACGGAUCUGGCUUGGCCUUUAUGAUGACAGAACCUCCUCAAUACCAGACUUCAGAGAACCACAGAAGGUCAAGGAGUUCCUUCAAGAGAAAUAUGAGAAGAAGAGAUGGUACGUUCCUCCUGAGCAGGCCAAGGUAGUGGCAUCUGUCCAUGCUUCCAUCUCUGGCUCCUCAAACAGCAGCACCAGCAGCACCCCAGAGGUUAGACCACUCAAAUCCCUGCUGGGAGAGUCGGCCCCCUCCCUACACCUCAACAAGAACACCCCACCUAACCAGUCUCCAGUGGUGAGCCGUGGACAAACCCAUCAGCAGCAGUUCCAUGAGAAGAGGUUCGACCUCCUCAGUGACUUGGGUGGAGACAUCUUUGCUGCCCCGGCCAACGUGAAUGCAGUCGCCAGCUCCAGUUUUGCUAACUUCGCACAUUUCAACAGCCACACAAACACCACCUCAGCAGCACAGAAUGCCAACGCAAAUGCAGACUUUGCUAAUUUUGAUGCAUUCGGGAGCACUUCUGGGUCAACAGGUGGUUUCCCCUCCGCAACCCUAGCCCCAUUCCACCCCUCAAAUACAGCAUUCACUGUGCUCUCAUCCAGCCGCAGUAUGGGUGAGUUUGCCACUGCUCUGCCCCUCCAGGUUGCACACAGUAGCGCCUCAGGGGGACUAGCAAAUGCCAAUUUUGCACAUUUUGACAACUUCCCCAAAUCGUGUAGUGCUGACUUUGGAUCCUUCAGUUCUUCCUCCCAGAGUAACUCCACAGGAGCUGGCAGAGAUGCUGUACAGAGUACUAGCCUCCCUGCCGAUAGAUACGCAGCCCUGGCUGACCUGGAAAACGUGCUUAGCUCUGCCAAAACAGAGCAAGGAGGUGGUAUUUCUGUUGGGGCGAGCUCAGCCGCAGCGGCAGGUGGCUUGCCUCAGAAGCAGCCAGCAAUGCCAGCAGGGGGGGACCGCUAUGCUGCUCUAGCUGAGCUUGAUACUGUCUUCGGCCCCUCAGUCCCUGCCACCAGUGUUUACAACACCACCAGCACCUCACAAAGUGGUAUGUUUGGCCCAGAGACUGGGGUGUCAACUUCACAGGCACAGCAAGCCCUGCCUGGUAUGGCUCAAAGUUUUGGAGCUCAGUCAACUAAUCCGUUUGUAGCUGCCCCAGCAGCAGUUCCCACCAACCCGUUCCAGAGCAAUGGCAGAACAGCAAAUAUGGCGACGGCGGCAGCAGCAGCAGCAGCAUCUUUUGGCACAGGCUCCAUGAGUAUGCCGGCUGGAUUUGGGAAUGUUGCAGCCUUCAACCUCCCCACCAGCUUUAGUGGAACCUUCCAGCAACCAUUUCCUGGCCAGGCUCCCUUCCCUCAGCCUCCUGUAUAUCCACAGCAACCCAACGGUGGAGGAUUUCCAGUCUAUGGCCAGGCCAAGCCUGUUGCAACUCCUUUCGGGCAGGCAAUGGCUGGACCUAUGGUCCCUAGCAACCCUUUCCUGGGUGCGGGUCCAUCCACACAUUAUCCAGCAGGAGGCUCUUCAACGAAUCCCUUCUUAUAGCGAUCCGUCCAAUCAGCUCCACUACAGGGUCAACAACUUCCACGCUUGCACUGUUUUGUUUCACAAGUAGCUUUAAACACACUGUUUGUAAGGAUUUGUAUUUUCUAAUGCAGUUUGUCACAAAUGGAACAAUGUGACAGACAGUCAUGCUGACACUGUCUAUGGCUACAAAACAAAGUGAUGGUGUGUGCAGAGGGAGAGGUUGAUCCCCUCUUCUCUAUUUAACCUGUGAACUGGCCUGGCCUCUACUGUACCACAAUGUAUAAUCAAACUGGCUGUAAACUAAGUUAUUGCAUACCGUAUAUCCCAUUCAUUAUGCUGCAAUUCUGUACAUAAUUUUCUUUUAGGAAAUUAGUGCUUUGUGCAUAUCAGUAUUUGUAUCUAAAGCAAGAUUAAGACAGAACUGUUGCUUGGAAAGUUAUGGGUACUGCCACUUACUGUAUUUGUAAAGAACCAAACUGUUUAUUUGGGCAGGAUCCUUUUUAGGUUAACUGUUCUACCUAAAGAAAACUAAAUACCUAGUCUGUUGGCGAGAGACAGAGGAGUGACUGCUGCAUCAGGGAUGGGAAGGGGACUCGUUUCUCUGCCAUCCCCCGUCCUGCUGACUGAAGCCCAGGUCACAAAGCUUCUGAACUAGUCAGUCCAUGAGUGGGUAACAGGAAUGGCUGUUGAGCUGAAAACCACAUACAUUUGGUAUUGGAGAAUUUUAAGUUAAUGUGUAAAUAUAUACAGUAUAUAUUAAAAUGAAUUUUAAGUAAGAAGAAA
Messenger RNA from Sander lucioperca (pikeperch), 2776 nucleotides. RefSeq names its product ArfGAP with FG repeats 1a (gene agfg1a). Gene Ontology annotation, molecular function: GTPase activator activity. The transcript is spliced from 14 exons. The record is from RefSeq and is a predicted model, not a curated record. Bases 215 to 2011 code for a protein of 598 amino acids. Lineage: Eukaryota; Metazoa; Chordata; Actinopteri; Perciformes; Percidae.